AAUAAUCGUCGGAUUCCAAUACGGGUCGCAAGCCUGCGAUCGUGACCUUUCCAAAUGGAGAAACAUGUAUUCCAGUUUCCUUUUGACGGCCUGUCGUUUAAUAAUUUUAUGACUGCCGUUUGCGCAUAGGUUUUGUCGUUUCAAUUUGGUUUGAAUGUAUAGUAGAAUAGAAGCAUGAGUUGGGAAUGGAGAAGAGAUGAUGGGAAGUGAAAAGAAAAGCGCGUUGAAGAUUGAAGAGAUAGAAGGGAGAGGGAGAGGUGCGGUGACCUGUGCGGCGGUGAGGGGCGGAGAUGUGGUGCUAAGGGAUUCCCCGAUCCUCCUUUACUCUGCUUUUCCGCUCUCACUGUCAAAUAAUGGUAAUUAUUGCGAUAAUUGCUUUAGAAAGUUGCAACCACUCGUAUCUUGUCCCUCUUGCUCUCUCCACCAUUUCUGUAGCCCUAAUUGUCUAUCGGCGUCCUCCCACACUCCCUGGGUGUGCCAAGCAUUCACCCGCCUCCACCAUCACCUGCACCCUCUCGAGCGCCAAGUCCAAGCCCGUUUCCUCAUCGCAGCCUACAAUCUAGCCAUCGUCUCCCCUGCCAAGUUGCAGACUUUAUUAUCUCUUCAAGGCCAACCCUCGGCGGAGGAUGUUGCAGAUGCCCAGUCCCUUCAUUCCCUCAUCUCCUCCCUCUGCCCUCCUCCAACUCCAAUCGACGGAUUCUCCUUUCAACUUACUGCCGCAUUACUUGCCAAGGACAAGCUCAACGCUUUCGGCUUGAUGGAACCUUAUGACCAAAUCAACCCCUCCGGCCACAGAUCAGUUCGAGCCUACGGCAUCUACCCCAGGGCCUCUUUUUUCAAUCACGACUGCCUCCCAAACGCUUGCAGAUUUGAUUACGUCGACGCUCAGAAUAGCACCGACUUGAUUAUCCGGAUGAUCCAUGAUGUCCCUCAAGGUAGAGAGAUCUGCCUCAGCUAUUUUCCUGUCAAUCUCAGCUAUCGCGCCCGUCAAAACAGAUUGCUCCAGGACUAUGGCUUUACCUGCAGCUGCGAUCGCUGCAAGGUUGAAGCUAAUUGGUCUGAUCAAGAAGAGGCCGACCCCGAUGAUGAUGAUGAUGAUGAUAAUGACGAGGCAAUGGAUGAGGACCCUGAUGAUGAGGAUGGUACAAUGACGGCGGAGGCAGAGGCAGAGGCCGACGCCUCUGACUUUCCUCAUGCAUAUUUCUUUGUGAAAUACCUGUGUGAUGGGAACAAUUGCGGGGGUACUUUAGCUCCUCUUCCGCACUCGAAUGCUAAUUCUGAUCUCUUGGAAUGUAAUGUCUGUGGUAGCAUCAAGGCUGAUGAAUGUUGAUGCGCACUUCACUCCAUGUCUACGAGAUUGAAGGCCCAGAGAUCUACAAUAGAGAAUUCUUAUCUCCGAAAUACAUUAAGCUAUAUCGGUUCAACAAACCUAGGAAGAAAGAGGCAACUAUCACAAAGGGUCGAUAUAGAAGCUAAAGUAGUAUCCCGGAUAAUAAAAGAGGAGGCCUCAGCCGAAAUUAUGUUACAUUACUUAAAGGUAAGUUAUACAUUCCAUGUAGGCAAAAAAAGUAUAGAAAAAUUCUCUGACAUUAAAGCGGCGUGUUCUCAUAUUACUUGCACUUAACACUAACCGCAACAAGGCGACAACCCAGCUUAUAAUCUCUUUCCAUCUUCUUGAAGAAGAAAGGUUCAACGGUAAAAAGACCAUCUAUAUAACACCCUAUAGAUAACACCUUAUAGAAAGGUUCAACAGUAAAAGAUAUAAAUCACAAAACACGAUCACAAUCACAUAUGCACAAUAAUACACAUAUCUAAUACUAAAUUCACCUUAAUUUUGCUAAUAUGAGGAAUUUUUAUAUGAUUUAUGCAUAAACAUCAUCGUAGGUACAAAUCUACCUUUCUAGGUUAAACAUAUGCCUUUCACUAAAUAUUGUGUAAAAUUCAAUAUAAACCUAAGAACAUGCAAAGCUGAACCUCAAAAUUCCUUUAGGGAUUCAAGAAUUCAAAUUUUCUCUCUUUUGUUACAACAUUUAUCAAGUCAUAAGUUACAUAAGGUUAUUUUACCUAAUCUUAACACAUCAAUAAUUUUAAAGAUAUAAUUGAUAUUAGACUUAAUACAUCGUUUGACCUCUAAAUUUGUAUCCAGAUAUCUAUCUGACGCCUUGUCUUCCUGUUUAACUUAUUUGAUACCUCAACUUAUAAAUUUUACUACUUGACUUUUGAUAUUGUCAUUGUUAUAAUUGUUUAACCCCUCCUUAUCUAUGCGGGACAAACGUUUGAU
Molecule: messenger RNA, 2281 nt
Organism: Mercurialis annua (annual mercury)
Lineage: Eukaryota; Viridiplantae; Streptophyta; Magnoliopsida; Malpighiales; Euphorbiaceae
Product: histone-lysine N-methyltransferase ASHR2
Exons: 2
Coding region: 197-1330 (377 amino acids)
Molecular function (GO): protein binding
Source: RefSeq, a predicted model, not a curated record